Messenger RNA from Ilex paraguariensis (yerba mate), 3163 nucleotides. The record is from the annotation of a GenBank genome assembly. Lineage: Eukaryota; Viridiplantae; Streptophyta; Magnoliopsida; Aquifoliales; Aquifoliaceae.
AUGAAGGAUUGGGCCCCCAGAAAAGUCCCUAACUCUGUUAUGAACCUCCAUCCUGGUGCUGCAUUUAGUGGUGUUCAUGAUUGUUACUGGAAGAAUGGGGCUCCAGGUUUCCGGAACAAUCAUCUUGGUCCACUGCAACCAAAUGAUCAAAAGCCUUUAGAUAUGAAUCCCACUUAUGAAAGCUAUCAGAAUCAACCAAAAUCUGCACUUCCCCAGGGACCCAAUACCCUAUAUCCUGCUACUCACACAGCACCCCCGAGUUAUCAGUCCUCAUUGCAAACUGUGCCACACAUUGUUCCACCCUUAGAUUCUCAAAGGGUAAGCAAACUGCAGAUUCCAACAAAUCCUAGAAUUGCUCCCAGUUUGCCCUUGGGUUUACCCAAAACCGAUAGGGAUAAUUCUGCAACCAGUGCAGCUACAAAGCCAGCGUAUAUUAGUGUUUCACUGCCGAAGCCAAAUGACAAAGUGUCAUCGCAUGAUGCUGCUGAUUCUAUACUGAAGAUGCAUCUAAACUCUCAUGUUGACAGAGGAGGGAUGGAUGCCAUAACCUACACACUCUUAGCACGGGAUGGGGCAGUAGGAGAGUGGGUUGAGGUGAGGCUAGGUGCCAGGAAUGGAUACUGCUUCUUGACUUCUCGGAGAAACAUUGCUGUGAUGUGUUCAACUACUUUUAUUCCCUCAAGGUUUGAAUGGACCAAGUUUAGGAGUUCAAUCUGUGGAGAGGUGAUGGUGACCCUGCUUGCCUCUGCCUGGGAGCCCAAUAGGUUUUUGGUGGUGAUCAUUGUUCCUGGUUCCCUAUCCUACAUUUUUCAUGAGCGAAGAAGAAAACAAAUAAGAACUGCUUGUGCGUUAUGUGUUGAUGGUGCUGCUAAUGUAAGUACAGGAGCAAGGUUACUUGGGACCCAGAAAGUUUUGCCUGGUAUGUUUCCAAAGUCCCUGCGGGGUUAUGUGGAAAGGGCUUUGGCUCGUUGUAAAGAUGACACACAAAUGGUGGCUUGCCAGGUUGCCUUGAAGGAGGUCAUCACUAGGGCAACUGCUGAUGGGACGCUUUAUACACGAGACUGGGAUACUGAGCCUCUUUUCCCACUGCCCAAUUUGGAUGGUGUUCAUAAGGACAGUGUUUUUUCCACUCCUAUCUCUUCAUUGCCAAAGAACAAAAGAAGUCCAAGUAGGCGAUCCAAAAGUAGGUGGGAGCCUGUGCCGGAGGAGAAACCUGUUGACAAAACGGCAUCCGUGAGUCAAGCUGCCGUAAACUAUGGUAGUUGGACUCAUUUCAAUGAAAGGGACAAGCAGUUUUCAGUGAGAAAAUCGGAGAACAAGGAGGAUAAUUUUAGUAGUGUAAAAUUUUCUUUCUCGGACCAGAAAACUGCUAAUAAAAAUGCCCAAUCCCCAAGGCCAGCUAAGAGGCAGUGUCUGGGUGAUGUUCUGAAUUCAAUGGAUAAUGUUGAAGCAUCCAGUGAUAGUGACAAGGAACAAAAUUUAACUGCAUAUUAUUCUGCUGCAAUAGCCCUUGGGGAUUCACCAGAGGAAAGAAAGAAACGUGAGAAUCGCUCAAAACGUUUUGAAAAGGUACGUGGAAAUCGAGCUGACAAUAAUCUUUUUAGGCCAAAGAAUGUUGGGGCUGGAAAUUUGUAUGCUAGACGGGCAAGUGCGUUGGUGCUUAGCAAAAACUUUGAAGACAGCAGUAGCAGGGCGGUUGAAGAUAUUGACUGGGAUGCUCUUACUGUCAAAGGGACCUGCCAAGAAAUUGAGAAACGAUACUUGCGUCUCACUUCUGCACCUGAUCCUUCCACUGUGAGACCUGAAGAAGUGUUAGAAAAAGCUCUGGGUAUGGUACAAAAUUCUGAAAAGAAUUACCUUUACAAAUGUGAUCAGUUAAAAUCUAUUCGCCAAGAUCUUACUGUGCAACACAUACGCAAUGAGCUAACAGUUGAGGUCUAUGAAACUCAUGCUCGAUUUGCAAUAGAAGUUGGGGACUUGGCAGAAUAUAAUCAGUGCCAGUCACAAUUGAAAACACUUUAUGCGGAAGGAAUUAAGGGAUGCCAUAUGGAAUUUUCGGCUUACAAUUUACUUUGUGUCAUCUUGCACUCUAAUAAUAACAGGGAUCUCCUAUCGGCAAUGUCAAGAUUAUCAGUUGGAGCUAGACAGGAUGAAGCUGUAAAACAUGCUCUUGCAGUUCGUGCAGCUGUCACUUCUGGAAAUUAUGUAUUGUUUUUCAGAUUGUAUAAGACUGCUCCUAACCUUAAUACCUGCCUUAUGGAUCUUUAUGUUGAAAAGAUGAGAUACGCUGCUGUGAGAUGCAUGUCUCGUUCAUGUCGGCCUACAGUUCCUGUUUCAUACAUUGCUCAGGUCCUAGGCUUCCCCACUGUCAUGCCUACAGUUGAUGCAAGUGGUGAGAAGGACACAGAUGGAUUGGAGGAAUGUGUGGAAUGGUUGAAAGCUCAUGGUGGGUGUCUUACUGCAGAUAACUCUGGGGAGAUGGUACUUGAUACAAAGGCUUGUAUGUCCAGUCUCUACAUGCCAGAGCCCGAAGAUGCUGUGGCCCAUGGAGAUGCCAGCCUAGCCGUUAAUGAUUUUUUGACAAAGCAUUCUUGAUAGCUGAAAUCCAACUAUAUUGAAAGAAAACCAGUAGGGAAUGUGCUGCCCCUGAAGAUCUAGUGUUUGAGGGAGCCCAGGAAGCAGCAGAACUGAUGUUUCCAAGGUGUGGCCUGGAACCUGGGCAAGGUUGAUAACCCCGUUCACCUUAUCGAGGAUACGGAGGAGGAUCACGCCCGUAUGAGGUGAGUGACAUCUGAUUGAAAUAGAAAAAUUAAGAGUCCCCCUUAAAUUUUUAUGGUUACAACAGUGGCAUGGCUCGUGUUAAGUGUAAUGUUGUAUGAAUAAUUUUCUGUUUUAAAGAAAUUAUCAUUAUUCUUCAUGGAACACAAAUCAUGGUAUGUGUACUGGAGGGAAAAAUGGAAUAAGGAAAAAUAUCAGCAUUACUGUGUUUUGUAAAUGAACUGCCAAGUGCUGGAUCAGCUUAACUUAGUUGCAUGAUGGCUGCUGGCCACUUGAUAAAUUUUGAGGGUAGAACCUGCUAUGCUAUUUGAUUCAGCAAUCACACCUACUCUUGGAAAAAGUUUACUUUUGUGCUCAGGGUUAAUAAUUGAGCCAAACUAUUUGG